This is a messenger RNA of Musca domestica (house fly), 2263 nucleotides long. RefSeq lists its product as uncharacterized. NCBI's taxonomy places the organism in Eukaryota, Metazoa, Arthropoda, Insecta, Diptera, Muscidae. Bases 486 to 1715 code for a protein of 409 amino acids. The transcript is spliced from 2 exons. The record is from RefSeq and is a predicted model, not a curated record.
CUCAUCACUUGCGCAAAUGCAACUUUGUGUUUUCGCACAAAGUGAGUGAUGUCAAAUUCUAACGAAUGACUAAGGUUUUCCGCCACUUUGCAACACCUAGCGUACUCGUUGCUUUUUUCUUCCUUACUUUUUUUACUUACUUGGCUUUGGAUUUUCGUCCGCAACAAACCACCACCAAUUGUAAUCAAGGUAAAAAUAUUGUUUUUCCGAACAAUAUUUAAAUAAAUUGUUUAAAUUAUAUUUAUACGAAAAACUAAAACCUUUUGUUUUUCUUUAUUUUAUUUUUUCUUUUAUUUUAUUGCCUACGCAAACAUUGGUCCAUUCGAGCCGGAUCAGAAAGAAUUGCUGCCUAAAAACAACAACAACUAAUUGUUCAUUUUUUUCUAAUCAAGGCUGACUCCGUCAACACCACAAACAACUAACCGCUGUCCAUCAUCUCCACACUCAUCAUCCCUCAUCUUCAUAUUAUUUAUACAAUUUUAAGAAUGGAAAACAUGAGCAAGAUUGCCGCUACCCUCCCCAAUAUUGAGGACGAACUUUUAAUGUCUGAUGAGGAGAGGGACCUCCAAAACCAGAUGGCUCCUGAAGCUAGAUCGGAAACAAAGCCAAUUAAUAGCGAUCAAAUGGAGGCCACUCCUAUCCGGGAGAUUGCACAAAGCCCUCCUUUAGAAAAUAGUGCCCUUCUGGCAAGUCGAGCCGAAGUGACUCCUAUCCGGGAGAUUGCACCCACACUUCGUGCCUCCAGUACAGUGGUAGAAAAUACGGAAGCAGCUCCUAUCCGGGAGAUUGCACUUAAGCCUUCCGUUGAGGUUAUUAAUUCCGCAUCCGCGGUUCAGAAUAGGUCGACACCGUCGACCGCUCCGGCAUGGAAAAACUCAGGUUCGAGUAGUAGCAAUCAACGAUGUGCGUUUUGCAAUCAGGGCCAUAAAAUUCGGGACUGCCGUAAGUUCCAUAGACUGUCCCAUGCAGCGAAGGUUCGAGUCAUUGUGUCGAAGCGUUUAUGCUCGAAUUGUCUUACUGGGAACCACUUCUAUAGAAAUUGCCCAAGUCCUAGAAGAUGUCAAAUAUGUCAGCGGGAUCACCAUACCCUUUUGCAUCCUACCAACAAUUCCCCAAAUCCUAAUCUUAGAAAUCCAAACGGCAGACAAAUUGUUCCUCAUUGUUCCGUUCCCAAUUCUUCCUCUGAAAUGUCUCCGUUCCUUCCCUUUGCCAAUCCUAUCCCCUUGUCCGUUCCUUUGUUUUCCUUUCAACCUACUGUAACAUUAGCGCCCACCAUUAUAUUAAAUCUUCAAUUGGGCAGUAGAAAAAUUCCUGUCCGAGCUCUGUUAGAUUCUUGCUCGGGGCAUAGUAGAAUUUGUCAGUCUCUUGUGCAGAAACUACAAUUGGGUAUGGUGCCAAUGGGACAGGGAAUGUUUUCCCAAAUUAAGGUAGAGUCCAUGUAUGAACGGGCUCAAAACGUAAUGCUGUUUGCUCAGGUGAUGCCAUUACACCACAUCGUAAAGCCUUCAGCGUCCGCACCGGAGAGCAUUAAGGAGCAUUACGCGGGGCUACAACUGGCGGAUCCGGAGUUUUAUAGAGCGGGGCAUAUAGGUAUUGUUCUUGGGUCCGAUGUUUACCCAAAAAUUAUAAAGUCUCAAACUUUCUCGAACCCGGGUUUUCCAUGGGCCCAGCUCACCAUUUUUGGUUGGGUUAUUAUGGGCCCUUGUAGUAUGUAGUCGUAGUUUUAACUUUAAGUCGUAUUGGGUCAUCCCGACCAAGCUUUAGAAGGCAAUUUUUUCGUUGCCUGUGGCUCUCCGAGCCAAUAGUAUUAAGAUAAAAUGGAUUAAUAAAUGGAUUUAUAACGUACGCUCACUAUUGACGGUUCUACCCUUGAAUUUAUUUUACACAGAUAAAAUAGCUUAUAAAUAGUUUAUAAGUUGCAACAUCGCUGGAUGUUCCAAGGCGGCCGGCAAAUGUAUAAUUAAAAUUAUCCUAAAAUAUGGAAUGUGUUCUUUCUUAGAAUUUGCUCAUCACUUGCGCAAAUGCAACUUUGUGUUUUCGCACAAAGUGAGUGAUGUCAAAUUCUAACGAAUGACUAAGGUUUUCCGCCACUUUGCAACACCUAGCGUACUCGUUGCUUUUUUCUUCCUUACUUUUUUUACUUACUUGGCUUUGGAUUUUCGUCCGCAACAAACCACCACCAAUUGUAAUCAAGGUAAAAAUAUUGUUUUUCCGAACAAUAUUUAAAUAAAUUGUUUAAAUUAUAUUUAUACGAAAAACUAAA